ACAAUCUGGCCUGGCUAUGGCAUUUUCUUGGUUUAUAAAAAUUCACAGUGGCCAUCUCCUUUAAGAUUCAUGAUGAUAAUUAGUGGUUGGAUCAAGGAUGGAUUAACAUGUUUUAUUUUUUCCCCAAACACUUGUGAAUUAAUUUACCCCUUCAGUAAAUUACCAGAGUAAUCAAAGUUUUUUACUAUUAUUUUUAGCUUCCCCCAGCUUCGUGCAGUCACAAUUUGGCGGGUGAUCCAACUAAAUGCUUGACAGGUAAUCCAACCAACUCCCCCGUAUAAAGUAUAAACCUCUUUUGUCCCUGGAAGAUCAAUCACAGAUUCACACUACUAGGUCUCUUACGCAGAAGGAGAAACAAAAAAUAGUGUAAAUAAGUAAGAAAAAAAAACAAGAGAGAAAAUACCCACCAUACAGAACAAAAUUUCACCCAAAAACUAGACCAGGGCAAAAGAAAGUGAAAAGAAUAGAUGAAAAAGAAAAGAAAACAGUAGUAAUAAUAGUUAUACAAAUACAAACCCUUUUGAAGGCUAGGGAGAAAGAAAAGAGAGAGAGAGAGAGAAAUGAAAAGGGAAGAAAAAAGUGGAGAAGCAGAAAAGGGGGAAAACUUGUGUGAAAAGUUGAGUAGGAGGGUAUUAUUGGUAGGGAAUAGGAAAGGAGGGGGCCCUUGUACUCCACUCCCUUCUUGGAAACUUUACCACCUUCAGCCUCAGGCUAACCUUCAUCAUCGUGACAAUAUCCCUCCUCCUCCUCCCCCUGCCACUGUGUCUGCAAGAAAGUUAGCUGCAUCCCUCUGGGAGUUUCAUCAAUACCUUCCUCAUCAUCAACCUAAAAUGCGUAGAGGUGGUGUUAACAACAGUAAUGGCCGGUACCACCAACGCCACCACAACAAUCUUUUUAAGGAUAAAGGCAUUGACUUUUCUCAAUUCUUGGCUGAUCCUUGCCCCAGCUCUGAUCCUGACCGGCCGGAGAGUUCAAGCAGUUUGAGGAGGCAUGUUGCUCAAACACUAAUGAAACACCAUCGAUCAAUUGGAAAAAAUAAUCAUACCUUACAGCCUGUAUCUCCUGCAAGUUAUGGCAGUUCAAUGGAGGUGGCACCUUACAAUCCUGCAGUCACCCCUGGUAGUUCCUUAGAUUUUAGAGGAAGGAUCGGUGAGUCGCAUUAUAAUCUCAAAACAUCUACAGAACUGCUAAAAGUACUAAACCAUAUUUGGAGCCUGGAAGAACAACAUGCGUCUAAUAUAUCAUUGAUAAAAGCAUUGAAGAUGGAACUAGAUCAUGCCCGUAUGAGGAUCAAGGAGUUGCUUCGAGAUCAGCAAGCAGAUCAACACGAAAUUGAUGAUUUGAUGAAGCAGAUUGCUGAAGACAAACUAGUUAGGAAGAGUAAGGAACAAGACCGGAUUCAUGCUGCUGUACAGUCUGUGAAGGAUGAACUAGAAGAUGAGAGAAAGUUGAGAAAACGUUCAGAGAGUCUACACAGGAAGUUAGCUCGUGAAGUAUCUGAGGCAAAAUCUUCUCUUUCUAAUGCCUUGAAAGACUUUGAAAGAGAAAAGAAAUCACGAAAGCUUUUGGAAGAUCUUUGUGAUGAGUUUGCGAGGGGAAUAAAAAGCUAUGAACUAGAGGUGCAUACACUGAGGCAGAAAUCUGAUGAAGAUUGGGCAGGAGCUGCUGACCAUGAUCGGUUGAUUCUUCAUAUAUCUGAAUCAUGGCUUGAUGAGCGGAUGCAGAUGAAGCUGGAAGAAGCUCAGUCUGGUUUUUCUGAACAAAAUUCAGUAGUAGACAAAUUAGGCUUUGAAAUAGAGACCUUCCUUCAAGCUAAAAGGAUUGGUACUUUUGUUUCUAAGCCUUCUGAUUAUUUGUCACGAAGGGAUUGCAGGAAGUCAUUUGAAUAUGUCCCUUUAAACGAGGCUGUAAGUGCAGCUAGGGAUAUUUGUGAGGAGGAAGAUUCUGCUAGCAGUGAUUCGAAUUGUUUUGAGCUGAAUAAACCAAGCAGUGUUGACUUGAAAUCACAUGAAGGUGAAGCUCUAAACGAUGAUAUCCAGGAAAUAAUGAAAUCAAAUGAAACGGAGAAAAAACCUUCAUCUCCUGAGAAGAGUAAAAGUCGGCAUCCAUCUAGAUUACAGGUUAAGUUCGAAGAAAAGAUGGCAAGAGCCAUGUGUAACGGAAAUAAAAAGUCCCAGUUGGCCGAUUCAGAACAGGAAAAUACUGGUGUGGGGAACACUGAAAUAACUGUAUCACAAAAAUUUGAAAAUGAUGAAGCUACCCAAUGUGGCAGCAAGGGAAGAAAUAAUAAGCUUGAUGAGAUACAUGGAUUGAGCUCAAAUUAUGUGCUGGAUAACUUGAUAAGAAAUCAUAUAGCACUGUCUGAAGGUGGGAAUAUACAUCCUGAAAACGACUGUGGUGAGGCUUCUUGUAGUUUCCCUCCACGUAGGAACCAGCCUAGUCCAGUGCGACAAUGGAUGACUAAAUUCACAUCCCCCGAACUAGAUGUAUCCGAGUCUUCGACGAAGCCACUUCCAGGAACGAAGGAUAACACUUUGAAGGCCAAGCUUCUUGAAGCAAGGUCGAAAGGGCAACGUUCUCGAUUAAAAAUUUUCAAGGGCAAGUCAUAGCUCACAGGUUUUGGUGAAAGAUCAAGUGAAAAGCUCACAGGAUUGACUGCUUCUCCGCUGCUUGUAGUCCGAGCAUUAUGUUACAUGAAUACUGGCCACGAUGCACGUUAAUCUGCACGCUGCUAUGUCAGAAUGUAAUUCUUCUUAAUGUCUGUAUGUUUGAGUAAUGUUACAACAUAGUUACGAAUCAGAUGAAUUGUGGGUCCAUUGCAAUUUUGAGUAACUCCAUCUGUCUGAAGCGAUCAUUCCGGCUUUGUCAUCCAUGCCUUGUAGAUUAAAAAUUUUCAAUCCAGAGACUUAAGAGG
Molecule: messenger RNA, 2914 nt
Organism: Durio zibethinus
Lineage: Eukaryota; Viridiplantae; Streptophyta; Magnoliopsida; Malvales; Malvaceae
Source: RefSeq, a predicted model, not a curated record